AUGCAUUUAUCUAGUCGAUUUUUGGGAGCACAAGCUGCUCAAAAGUGGGAUAUAAUUGCAUCAGUUGUUCUAUCUCGACCUCCCGUAAUUGCUCCAAAAAUGUUGGAAAUCGAAAAACGAUACCAAAAGUUGCAAUUGGAAGAAGAAAGUGAAAAUAGUUUGAUGAAUAAUUAUGAAUUGAAAACAAAACAGGAUCAGAAGUGAGUUAAGAUUUUUUUUUUAGUUAUCUUUGAAAAGUGGGUUACCUAGUGUUUGAAAGUUCGGCUAUCAAAAAUCCAAAUAUUUUUCAGAAUGUUGGCAAGACGAGAACAAUUGUUAAAAGAGGGAAAGGAGUUAUCGGAACUUGAUGAGGAAAUUGGAGUGACGAAUGCGGUCAGAGAGGAUGAGUGGAAUAAAAAAGCAGAGGAAUUACAGAAAAGGUGGGUGUUUUUGGCGGGAAAUGUUGGACAUAAAGAAUUUUAUGAUAAUUUCUGGAUUUUUCAUGGUUUUAAGUCCAAAAAAACACGAAAAUCCAUCAAAUACUUCUUGUUCCGAUUCGAAAUUUUUAAAAUUCUCCCACUUCCAGAUACAAUUUCUCGAAAAUCGCCGAAGAAACCGAUCCGAAAAGCUUAUCGCGAUUACUCGAUCGAAAAUUGGUGUUGAUUGUGAAACAGAAUUUCGGCGAGAAAAAAUAUUCGUCACCUUGGAUUUUGCCACAAAUGAAGAAUAAGGAGGGAGAGACUUUGAGACAGGUAAAACUUUGAGACCAAACAAUAUUUCUUCAUGAUCUCAUUCUAGACAGCCGAACGUUGCAUCGGCGAAAUCGCAGGCGGUGAUCUUUCCGCAAGUAUUUCCGGAAACGCUCCAUUCUCCGUCUUCUCUCACAAAUAUCCAAAACCAAUCACUCAAAAAACUGGGCAAAUUGGUGCCAAAAUCUUCUUCUACACCGCAAAUUUAGCGCAAAACACAACGGAUUUUGAGGCGAACAAGGAUGACGUGGCAGAUUUUCGUUGGGUGACCCGAGAGGAAUUUUGGAGUACUGUACCUGGCAAGGAAUAUCGAAACGCUUCGAAAUUCGCGUUUUUGGAGUGA
Molecule: messenger RNA, 1071 nt
Organism: Caenorhabditis angaria
Lineage: Eukaryota; Metazoa; Nematoda; Chromadorea; Rhabditida; Rhabditidae
Source: the annotation of a GenBank genome assembly